GACAUCAACACGGGGUGGCAGCACCUGGAGCAGGCGGAGAAGGGCUACGAGGAGUGGCUCCUCACCGAGAUCCGGCGGCUGGAGCGCCUGGACCACCUGGCCGAGAAGUUCCGCCAGAAGGCCUCCAUCCACGAGGCCUGGACUGAAGGCAAGGAGUCCCUUCUGAAGCAGAAGGACUACGAGUCGGCCACCCUCUCGGACGUCAAAGCCCUCCUGAGGAAACAUGAGGCCUUCGAGAGCGAUUUGGCGGCCCACCAGGACCGGGUGGAGCAGAUCGCCGCCAUCGCCCAGGAGCUCAAUGAGCUGGAUUACUACGACUCGCCCAGCGUCAACGCCCGGUGCCAGAAGAUCUGCGACCAGUGGGACGUUCUUGGGUCCCUCACCCACAGCAGGAGAGAAGCUCUGGAGAAAACGGAGAAGCAGCUGGAGACCAUCGACGAGCUGCACCUGGAGUACGCCAAGAGGGCGGCCCCCUUCAACAACUGGAUGGAGAGCGCCAUGGAGGACCUGCAGGACAUGUUCAUCGUCCACACCAUCGAGGAGAUCGAGGGCCUCAUCGCCGCUCACGACCAGUUCAAGUCCACCCUCCCUGACGCCGACAAGGAGCGGGAGGCCAUCUUGGGCAUCCAACGGGAGGCCCAACGCAUCGCCGACGUCAACGGCAUCAAACUGGCGGGGAACAACCCCUACACCUCCGUCACCCCCAACAUCAUCAACUCCAAGUGGGAACGGGUCCAACAGCUGGUGCCCAAGAGGGACCACGCUCUCCUGGACGAGCAGAGCAAACAACAGUCCAACGAGCGGCUCCGGAGACAAUUCGCCGGCCAAGCCAACAUGGUGGGACCUUGGAUCCAGACCAAGAUGGAGGAGAUUGGACGUAUCUCCAUCGAGAUGAACGGGACCUUGGAGGACCAGUUGGACCAUCUCAAGCAGUACGAGCAGAGCAUCGUGGACUACAAACCCAACUUGGACCUUCUGGAGCAGCAGCACCAGCUCAUCCAGGAGGCCCUCAUCUUCGACAACAAACACACCAACUACACCAUGGAGGUGGGUCACCUUCGUCCAACCCCACCACGGGGUCCACCCAGGUCUCCUGGGGGGUCUUCCGGGCAUCGGGGUUGGGUGUUCUUCAUCCAUCCAGGCUCAAGGUUCUACCCUUGAGGUCCUCCAGGCAUCAGGAUGGGUGCUCUUCACCCAUCCAGGCUCAAGGUUCCAACCUUGAGGAGCUCCAAGCAUCAGGGUGGGUGCCCUUGGCCCACCCA
Calidris pugnax (ruff) is the source of this 1262-nucleotide messenger RNA. Its product is annotated as alpha-actinin-4-like. Gene Ontology annotation, cellular component: cell projection; Z disc; cell junction. The record is from RefSeq and is a predicted model, not a curated record. Gene Ontology annotation, biological process: actin cytoskeleton organization; muscle cell development. The transcript has 7 exons. The annotation marks the transcript as partial. NCBI's taxonomy places the organism in Eukaryota, Metazoa, Chordata, Aves, Charadriiformes, Scolopacidae. Gene Ontology annotation, molecular function: actin filament binding.